UUCAGUAUCCCAAACACUUUAUUUAACGCACUGAAAUUUGAACACGGAAGUGCAAAGCAGGAAAUAAAUCCUGGGGACAAUAAUAAGGUUACACCCGACCGCGGAUUUUUUUGAAAGCCUGGAAGGAAAACAGUGUCAAUACAGAAGGUAGCACUGCGGGCAGCUGACUUGAAGUAUGGCUUUUCCUGAGCCAAAGCCGCGGCCCCCGGAGCUGCCGCAGAAACGGUUGAAGACGCUGGACUGCGGCCAGGGCGCGGUGCGAGCCGUGCGAUUUAAUGUUGAUGGCAACUACUGCCUGACCUGCGGCAGCGAUAAAACCCUAAAGCUGUGGAACCCGCUGCGUGGGACGCUGCUGCGGACGUACAGUGGCCACGGUUACGAAGUGCUGGAUGCGGCAGGCUCCUUUGACAACAGCCAUCUCUGUUCUGGUGGUGGGGACAAGACGGUGGUGCUGUGGGAUGUGGCAUCUGGACAGGUCGUGCGCAAAUUUCGGGGCCACGCUGGAAAGGUGAACACAGUUCAAUUUAACGAAGAGGCCACAGUCAUCCUGUCUGGUUCUAUCGAUUCCAGUAUCCGAUGCUGGGACUGCCGUUCUCGGAAGCCUGAACCAGUACAGACACUAGAUGAAGCCAGAGAUGGCAUAUCCAGUGUAAAGGUGUCAGACCAUGAGAUCCUGGCAGGCUCUGUGGAUGGCCGUGCGAGGCGCUAUGACCUGAGGAUGGGGCAGGUCUUCUCAGACUACGUGGGCAGCCCCAUCACCUGCACCUGCUUCAGCCGGGAUGGGCAGUGCACUCUGAUAUCGAGCCUGGACUCUACUUUGCGGCUUCUCGACAAAGACACUGGGGAGCUGCUAGGCGAGUAUGUUGGCCAUAAGAACCAGCAGUACAAGCUGGACUGCUGCCUGAGCGAGCGUGACACACAUGUGGUCAGCUGCUCUGAGGAUGGGAAGGUGUUCUUCUGGGACCUGGUAGAGAGUGCCCUGGUGCUGGCCCUUCCUGUGGGUUCUAGUGUGGUGCAGUCACUGGCUUACCAUCCCACGGAACCCUGCCUGCUGACUGCCAUGGGUGGCAGCAUCCAGUACUGGCGAGAAGAGACCUAUGAGACAGAGGGUGGAGCAGGCUGAGACUUAUGGACCUGACACCAAGGACCCAGACCAACUCAGAAGACCCAACAAAAAGACCAUUUAUUCUAGAGAUGCUGCUGACCAAGGAGUGGGCUCAGGGAGGGGCUGGUAUGUAAAGUUAAUAAAUAAAGGUGUGGCAAGAA
This is a messenger RNA of Psammomys obesus (fat sand rat), 1266 nucleotides long. It is a transcript of the gene Wdr83, whose product is annotated as WD repeat domain 83. Gene Ontology annotation, molecular function: protein binding. The transcript has 9 exons. The record is from RefSeq and is a predicted model, not a curated record. Gene Ontology annotation, biological process: mRNA splicing, via spliceosome. NCBI's taxonomy places the organism in Eukaryota, Metazoa, Chordata, Mammalia, Rodentia, Muridae. Bases 176 to 1123 code for a protein of 315 amino acids. Gene Ontology annotation, cellular component: catalytic step 2 spliceosome.